Messenger RNA from Saccostrea cuccullata (small rock oyster), 1671 nucleotides. Its product is annotated as collagen alpha-1(I) chain-like. The record is from RefSeq and is a predicted model, not a curated record. Bases 203 to 1492 code for a protein of 429 amino acids. The transcript has 5 exons. Lineage: Eukaryota; Metazoa; Mollusca; Bivalvia; Ostreida; Ostreidae. Gene Ontology annotation, cellular component: extracellular matrix.
UCACGACGCGGUGAAUGAAAGCUGCGUCAUAGCAGUAGUGUACUCCAAAACUGACUUCAAAAGGAUAUAUAUAGAGGCCUCGGUCACUUCGUGGUUAAGACAAAGAUAGCUAUAUAUAAGAACACAUUUCCUUGAAUGAUUAGUAUACAACUCUGAACCAAUGUAAGCAACACACAAGGCUUUUCUACAGCCGAAAUUAAGGAUGAAUAUGAAACUGUUGCUGUUGGUGGCGGUGGGCGUGGUCUUGGUCCCUGAGAUCGCAGGGUGGCGGCGGUAUACGCGAUAUACGCGUUAUACAUCAUACGGCCUUUAUCAACAUUACCGCAAUCUAUGCAAUAAAGUGUCACAUCUAAAGCACUUAGUUUUACUUCUUAGUAAAGGAUUGAAAGGCGAGCCUGGGCCAGCAGGACAAAAGGGGGACAUGGGUGACCAAGGGACCACGGGAUCUCAGGGUAACCAAGGCAACAAGGGAACUCUUGGGGUCAAAGGUGACAUGGGGAUCCAAGGCUCUCAGGGGCCUGCUGGAGAUAAAGGAGUGACAGGUGCAUCAGGAGCAAAGGGGGAUAAGGGAGAACAAGGAGCCCAGGGGGCCACUGGAAUGACUGGUGCCGCGGGGACGAAAGGAGAAAAGGGGGCUUCUGAAAAGGGGGAGGCGGGCGUAAACGGACAGAAAGGAGACGUCGGACCUGCCGGUGCUGUAGGAGCACCUGGGGCCAAGGGGGAUAAAGGGGACAAUGCACAGAAAGGUGACGCCGGGUCUAAAGGGGAUACGGGCCCCACUGCAAACAAGGGCGAGAAGGGACAGAAAGGCACGAAGGGGGAGAAGGGCAACGCUGGAGGAUCACUUUUAUUUUCUUUUAUUUCAUCAUGUAGCAGGAUGAAUAUGAAGUUGUUGUUAUUGGUGGCGGUGGGCGUGGUCUUGAUCCCCGAGACGACGGGAUGGAGGCGGUAUUCCUAUAGAUUGUCAUAUCAGUACCACUAUCUACACAAACAACUGAAACACCUAAAACACCUCAUCUCAGUCCUCGGUAAAGGAAUGAAGGGCGAGCCUGGGGCUGCAGGACAACAGGGGGACACCGGUACCAAAGGGACCACUGGAACUCAGGGUAACCAAGGUGCCAAGGGGGAUCUAGGGGUCAACGGUGAUAAGGGUCCCCAAGGUUCACAGGGCGCUACCGGACAGAAAGGAGACCAAGGAGCAUCAGGAACAAAGGGUGAUACGGGGGAACAGGGAGCUAAAGGGGCCACUGGUACGGCUGGUUCCGCGGGGAGUAAAGGAGAUACAGGGGUGUCGGAUAAGGGGGAGCCCGGCACAAAAGGACAGCAGGGAGACGUCGGACUUACAGGUGCUGCAGGAGCGGCUGGGGCGAAGGGUGAGGCAGGAGCCGAGGGACAGAAAGGUGAACCGGGGACUAAAGGGGACACGGGAACCGCCGGAGAGAAGGGCGAGAAGGGAGAAAAGGGGACAAAGGGACAGACAGGAGGCACCUGAGGGGAAAACAUUUCUAACUUAACUCGGUGGACAGAGUGUUUAAGCUAAUGGCUUAAUUAUGAACACGUGUGAAUGAUGUAAAUAUCAAAUAUUCAGAGGAUUCCUUUUUCUUCUUUCGCAGGCCUUUCAUAGUUCUGUCUUUCCAACUCUGCUUGUUUUCCUUCAGUCAAAUUAUCAUA